GCUGCUCGCGCUGCUGCGGGGCCUCGCCUCGCGCGUGCCUCCGCGGCUGCGGGAGGCGGCCGCCCGCCGCGGCGGCGCUUGGUUGGCCGACGAGUCGAGCUACCGAGCGGAGCGCGCCUCGCUGUCACCUGCGGAGGUGCGUGCGCUGCUCGGCCAGCCGGAGCCGCCCACUUCCCUCUGCGACUGCUUUGGCGCCGAGCGGGGUGCGUCGGCGAGAGUGGUGGCGUCGUCGCUUUGCGACUGCGCAGAGGCGCGCGCCUCCUGCUCCUCCUUCCUCAGCGGCCCCCCGAUCGAGGUCGUCCUCAAGCUAGCUUGCGUCCCGCUCGCCUUCCCGCUCGCCCUCGCGCUGCUGCUGCUCUGGCGCGUCCUGCCCGCGGCGGCGCGGCUGGCCGGAUCGGUGCUGCUCGCCGCCUGCCGCGCGGUGCACGCCGGCUGGGUCGCCGCCGUCGAGUGGGUCGCCACCCACUGCAAGCGCUGCGUCUACGCGCUGGUCGACCAUUGCUGCUUCCCUCUCUCGCGUGCCGUCCGCGUCGCCACCGCCCCGCUCGUCGCCGCCGCGGCGGCCGCCCUCCGCCUCGCCUCGCCCGCGGCGCGCGCACUCCGCGACGGCACCGCG
This is a messenger RNA of Emiliania huxleyi CCMP1516, 616 nucleotides long. RefSeq lists its product as hypothetical. The transcript has 2 exons. The record is from RefSeq and is a predicted model, not a curated record. The annotation marks the transcript as partial. NCBI's taxonomy places the organism in Eukaryota, Haptophyta, Isochrysidales, Noelaerhabdaceae.